Molecule: messenger RNA, 1852 nt
Organism: Solanum pennellii
Lineage: Eukaryota; Viridiplantae; Streptophyta; Magnoliopsida; Solanales; Solanaceae
Product: F-box protein At5g49610-like
Exons: 1
Coding region: 572-1678 (368 amino acids)
Molecular function (GO): protein binding
Source: RefSeq, a predicted model, not a curated record
CAAGGGCUGAGGGCAGGGCCAUGUCUUUUUGGAUACGUUAUGAUGAAAAUACUUUAGCAUCUGCUACUUCAUUAUCCAGAAUUAAAAGGAUGGCUACAAAUUGCACUUCUUUUUUCUUAUCUUUCUAUUUAAACUUUGAUGGCUCUUGGGCACUUCCAAGAACUACGUCUAAGCAUUAAAUAUCCAUAAAACAACAAAACACCGUACCAAAAAAAACAGAACUUUGACAUUCACAUGAUGGUCACACAUCUCUAUGCUAAAUCAUAAUGCUCUUUUGUUUAAAUUUGUUUAUUUUUUUACUUGAUAUGAAAUUAUGAAAAUAAUUUAAUUUUUUUGUUUUGAAAGGUAUGAUUUUACAUUAAAGAUAAUGAAAUGUUUCAAAAUAUCUUUAAUUUUGAAGUAUGAGAAGUCGGAACAAACGAAAAAGAAAAGCAGAACAAAUAAAUUGAAACGGAAGUGAAUAAUUUAUUUCUCCUUCAAUCAUUGUUGAGCCACAAUCAGUUGCAGUUUGUGCCACAUAUAUAGUCUUCCGUAUCUCCAUGUAGAAAGAGCAUUUAGGACGUCUGACGAGAUGUGGAGCAACCUUCCUUUUGAACUCCUAGCCAAUAUUUUCUCUCAUCUUUCUCCUGAUUCAUUAGCCAGGGCUAAAUCUGCCUGCAAGAGUUGGCACACAUGUGCUAACAAUUCACCUUCAUGGGCAACGCUGCCAUGGCGGCAAUAUCCGCCGUGGUUUCUAGCAUUGCCCACACGCAACCAUGGGCGUUUUAUUUGUGCGCACAACCCAAUUAAUGAUUCUUGGCAUCUAUUGCCUCUUGACUUCAUUCCCAACCCAAUUCGCCCAAUUGCUGCAGUUAAUGGCCUAAUACUACUGAGAGAAACCACAACUACUGCUCUUCAAUUAGCCAUAUGCAACCCUUUCACUCGCCAAUUCAGGCACCUCCCAAAGCUAAAUGUCACAAGAACUAAUCCAGCUGUUGGGGUAAUAUCACUGGAUUCAGCAAACUUCCAGGUCUAUGUUGCCGGAGGAAUGUCAGUGGCAAGCAGCACCGGAGGAGGUGCUUCAUACGAGCCCAGCUUAGAAGUGUACGAUUCUGUUAACGAAAACUGGAAAACAAUUGGAUCAAUGCCGAUGGAAUUUGCAGUAAGGCUAACAGUUUGGACCCCAAACGAGAGUGUUUACUGCAACGGCAUCCUAUAUUGGAUCACCUCAGCCAGGGCCUAUACCGUAAUGGGAUUCGAAAUUAGGAACAAAAAUUGGAGAGAAUUAAGCGUGCCGAUGGCUGACAGGCUUGAAUUUGCAGCACUGGUAGAAAGAAAUGGGAAAUUAUGUCUUGUUGGUGGAACUAGUGAUGCAGGGGCAUGUAUAUGGCAGCUUGAAGAAACAAAUAAUUGGAGAAUGAUUGAGAAGGUGCCACAAGAAUUAUGGGCAAGAUUGUUUGGAGGUAAAGGGAGAUGGGGUAGUAUUAACACAAGAUGUGUGUGCAUUGGUGGGGCAAUGUGCUUGUACAGAGAUCUUGGAUCAGGAAUGUUGGUAUGUGCAGAAAAUGGUACAAAAUGGGCAUGGCAUUGGAUUGAAGGGUGUGGUACAAUAAAAGGGGUGAAAUUGCAGAAUUUCCCCAUUAAAGGACUGUUGCUACAUCCCUAUCUUGCAUCUUCCAGUUUCUGCCUGAAUAAAUGAGUUCCAAAUUCUUCUCUUUUCCAGUUCCAAUAAACAUAUAUACUAUAACAACGACAACGAAAUCAUAAGAAGAGAAUAGAUGAUAUGCAGACCCUAUUGUUACCUUAUUGUAAUAGAGAGGUUCUUUAUGGCAAUGUCAAUAGAAAAUACUGACUUCCACUAGUGUUUUUAUAA